GUAAUACUAAUUUUAUGAAUAUUUCUAUUCUCAGCAACAGUAAUACUUCCAGUAUUACUGUUGCUGAGAAUAGAAAUACUGUUCAGUAUUACUGUUACUAGUAAUAAGAAUACAUGGAAGAUUACGGCUACCAGCAACAGCAAUAUAUACAAUAUUUGUAUAUAUUGCUGGUAACAGUAACAGUAAUGUGCCAUCUCUAAUUCGAAAAGCCCGAUUUUGUAGCUCAUAAAACACUUCUUCGGCUAAAUUAGAGACUAUUUUAAAAUGGAGAAAAAGCUGUCGAUAUUUUAUGCAAAAGCUUUUCUGACACCUGUUAUAACAGAUUGUAUUAAUAAUUUGAAGGGUAAGAUUAUAUGAUCACCCUUUUAAUUCUUACGAGAGGUUGUAAUUAUCUGUCACUUGCAUGUAAAUCAGUCAUUUGAUUUGCAUUAAAAUACACAAUGCAGCAUAGACUAAAAACGUUAUUUGGAAUGUUGCUUUUGAUUAUAUUUUUUUUAUCUUUAAAUACAGUUAAAAAAAAUGCACAAUGAUUUUUGCAUGCAUAGCAAAGCCAACCUGUUUUCUCAUUUCGAAAUACAAAACAUUGACAUCAACUUAUUUCAUCAAGAAUAUAGGAUUUGAAUCCGAUUAUUGUGUUUUAAGUUAUCGCUGAAAAUGAGUGAUUGCUUUAUUAUCUACUUAACGUUAUUUUUGUUUCUAAUGUUAAAAACAAGAAAUAUGAUAAAUAAAAUUUGUUGUUCUUCCUUUGAACUAAUAUUAUUUUGUAAACUUACGUGUUAUUAUCGUUCUUUUUUAGUAAUCCUCAAUUGGGAGAUCGUACUGUUGAUGAAUUUCUCAAUCAACUACCGGACGAUAAUCAGGAUCCAAAUUCCAAACCCAAUACGUCAGAUUUAAUUGUAAAUACAUUAAGUCACGAAUCAAUUCUGGCCGCCGCUAGUAGUGGAACAGAUGGUGAUUCAGAUUUAGAUGCCGAUGUAAAUACAUUACCAAAUUUAAAAGAUGAUAUUAUACCAGAUAGUGCAUUCAAACAUUUAAAAGCAAAAGAAAUUAAAUUACAAAUAACAAUAAAUGAAUUAAUUCAUACUGAACGAACACAUUUAAAAAGUUUAAAAAUUAUGAGAAAAUGUUUUAAAGAGCCAAUGGAACGUUUUCCUGGCAUGUCACCAGUAGAAUUAGAUUGUAUAUUUCGAAAUCUUGAUCAAUUAAUUGAAUUACACAGUCAAUUUAAAAUUGCAUUAAGACAACAUCGUGAACAAGCAGAAAACCAUGUUGUUAGAGAAAUUGGUGAUCUAGUAUUAAAAUUUCUUGACGGUGAGAAAGGUGCACAAUAUGCCAAAGCGUGUGCCUAUUUUAUCGAAGAUCAAUCUCAAGCGUUAAAACUUAUUAAGAAAAAAGAACAAUCACCAGAAUUUGCAGCAUUAAUGAGGAGUUGUGAAUUAAAUCCUCUAUGUCGACGAUUGACAUUAAAAGAUUAUUUACCAUCGAUAAUGACCCGUUUUACAAAGUAUAAAAUGUUGUUUGAAUCAAUGUUAAAAUUUUGUGAUGAUUCAAUUGAAAAUAAAAAAUUAAGUAAAUGUGCCGAAUGUGCUGAUAGUAUUCUUCGUCAUAUGAAUGUUGCACGAUUAAAAAAAGAACAAGAAAUAUUAUUAAAACAAAUUAAACAAAAUUUAGAUGUUCAAGUACCAUCACUUGAUGCAACACAUUUAUCGGAUUGUUUGGAAGUAACAAAUAAUCGUUUAAUUCAUAGUGGAACAUUAAAAUUAUUACCCGAUGAUAAAUUACAAAAAACAGAAUUUGAAUGUUGUCUAUUCGAUGAUAUAUUUGUAUUUUUUCAAAAAAUUUUAAUUCCAUCUGAACAACGUGGUAUUGAAGAAUCAUAUAGAUAUAUAUUGAAAGAACAUCAACGUGAUGCAACAAAUGGAAGACAUAAUCGACCAAAACCGGUUGGUGCCAAAUUUCAACAAUCACAAAAUUUUAUUUUAACACCCAUCAUACGUCUUGAUCAUUUAUUAAUCAAGAAAAAAGCUUGUGGAGGUGCCAGAUCAUUCUAUGUUAUUGAUACAGAUAAAAAACAGUUAAUCGAAGUUGAAGCAAAUUCAAAAGAUGAUUUAGAAAAAUGGAUAGAACGAAUAGAAAAAGCACGAAAACCAUUUGAAAAACAAAAAAUAGUAAAUGUCAAUGAAAAACUUGUACAAACAGCAACAACAUCUUUGACAACAAGAUCAGCAAUUAUUGAAGAACCGAUACAUUUAGUUGAACCUAAUCAAGUUAAAAGUGGACAAUUAACUUUAGUAGAAGAUAAUCCCACUUCAUUAAUAAAUGUUAUAAUAGAAAAAGAUAAAGAUAUUAAACGUCUUUUGAAAGAAAAAGAAAUGUUACUAGCACGUUUACUUAACAUUCCUGGAGAACGAAUCAACGACACAACACCAGGAUAUAUUGCAUCCAUUUAUUCCAGAAUUGAUACCAAUAAUGAUUGUAUGAAUGCAUUGGCAUGUGCUACAAGCUAUCAUAACCAACUCAUUCAAAUAAUCAAUGAUAUUCAAACAAAAGCUGCUACAGAAAAAAAAUUAUCGUCUAUAUCAACUCAGUCCUUAGGGCCACUGGUUAAUCAACUCGGUGAACAAUUAUCAUCAGCCAUGAAAUCGAUUCGAAUUGCUCAACCAUCAUCACAUUCAAAUAACACUCUAUUUCGAGAACAUUUUCGUUUACAAAGUGUUGAAAUUGGUGAUUCAAAUGACUAUUUGAAUGAUCCAGAUCUUCGACGAAAUAAUAGUUCUAGUAGUGUUGCCACCGUAACGCCAUCAAUUAGUGAAUUUUCACGUUCAAAUCCCACAUUUGAUUUGAAUGAAUCUGUAUCAAUGACAUCUGUUCAUUCAUCUGAGUCGCUUGGUUAUGGUUCAGAAUCACAUUUAUCCAUGUCGUCUCAACAACAACAACAACAACAACAACAACAACAGCAACAGCAGCAACAAGAACAAUCACACACAAAAUUUACGAAUUUGACUACAACUAACAAUAGACCAUUAACCUUCUCAAUCAAUCAAUCGCCAUCAGCAGCAUUAGCUGCCGUUACUAGUACGGCAUUCUCAUCGGCGCAACAGCCGUCGUCUAUUACCGAUCUAGAUGAAGCAAUGAAAACUCCAUCACAUGCACCUAUUUCAUUGAACAGUAAUGCAAGACAAUUACACGUGGCAACCGUUGUAGAAGAAAAAUGGGGUUUAGAUGAUGAAUUAGAGAAUGAAAAUAAUACAGAGAAUGAUGAUAUCGAUAGUGAUGAUAAUGAUAAUGACAGUGAAAUAGAUGAAAUUAUCGAACAUCAAUCAUCAUCAUCUAUACAAAAACAACAAUUACAAACACGUUCUAAUUCAAAUAAUACAAUAUCGAUGUCAAUAGAAGCACAAAGCGCCCAUUUAAACUUAGAAGAUGAUGAUGAAAUAUAUGAUAGUGUACAUAACAAUAAAAAGUCUGAUAUUGAAAAUAAAGAUGAUUUGAGAACAUUGAAACAUAGCAGUGAAGCAUAG
Messenger RNA from Didymodactylos carnosus, 3521 nucleotides. The record is from the annotation of a GenBank genome assembly. NCBI's taxonomy places the organism in Eukaryota, Metazoa, Rotifera, Eurotatoria, Philodinida, Philodinidae.